AUGAGUGCAUCUCCACUCUUCUCUGCUGCUCAGGUGAUGUUGAAUUACCUUAUUCCACUAGCCGCCAAACAGAUUAGUCUGGCAUGGGGUUUCAAGGAUGAGCUUCAAAGGCUUUGUGACAAGUUGGAAUUGAUUCGAGCUCUAUUGCGUGAUGCUGAGAACCGAGGAGUCAUAAUAAGGCUCGAAACUAUACAACUUUGGCUCAAGAAACUCAAGUCCGUGGCAUGCUGUGCUGAUGAUGUCUUGGACGAAUUCAAGUUUGAAACACUUCGACGAAAGAUUGAGGUCCAAAACAGACUAAAGAAAAAGGUACGCAACUUCUUCUCCCUCUCAAAUCCGCUGCCAUUUCGUCUCAAGAUGGCUCAUAAGGUCAAGCAUAUCAAUUUGUUGUUUGACAAUCUUUGCAAAGAAGCAAAUGACAUUGGUCUUAGACCUGCUGAUCAGAUCUUAAAUGCUGCUAGUACUAGUGUUGAACCUAGAGAAUUGAAUUUCAGGCUGACUCACCCCUUUGUAGAUGAUUCACAAGUUGUUGGAAGGGAUGGUGAUGUAUCAACAGUGAUAGACAUGUUAAUUGGCUCCUAUGACAGUGGAGAUGAUUUAUCUGUCAUUGCCAUUGUAGGAAUGGGUGGGAUGGGUAAGACAACCCUUGCUCAGCUAGUUUACAACAAUGACAAGGUGGUGAAGCAUUUUGGUGAUCAAAGGAUGUGGAUUUGUGUAUCUGAUGAUUUCAUAGUUGAAAGGUUAUUGAAUCAGAUGGUACAAUCUCUUACUGGAGAUAAAUCUGAAACAGAAAAUAUUGAAGGAAUAGUGAGAAAGCUUGAAGAAAAACUAAAUGGGAAAAAAUAUUUGCUUCUACUCGAUGAUGUUUGGAAUGAAAAUCCAAACAAAUGGGAGUGCAUGAGAAAUUCUUUGCUAGGGAUAGGUGGCUCCAAGGGAAGCAAAAUAAUAGCUACAACCAGGAGUAUGUGCGUGGUAUCUACCAUGAGGACAUCUCUCACUCAUCAUUUGAGCCAACUAUCAAAAAAUGACAGUUGGACUAUGUUUCGGAAAAGAGCAUUUGCAAAUAGAGGACCAAUUGAAACUCAGAAUUUGGUGGCUAUUGGUAGAAAUAUGGUGGAAAAGUGUAAGGGUGUACCAUUGGCAAUAAAGUCACUAGGAGAUUUCAACAUUCAAAAGGAUAAGUUGAUUCAGCUUUGGAUGGCUCAAGGAUACCUCCAGCCUUCUUCGGAAAGCAAUUUGGAAAUGGAAGAUGUUGGUAAUAAUUAUUUUAAUAUUUUGUUGCACAAUUCUUUAUUUCAAGACAUUAAAUUGGAUGUGUACAAUAAUAUUCUCAGUUGCAAAAUGCACGAUCUUGUGCAUGAUUUGGCACUAGAUGUCUCAGAGGGUAACUGUUUGGCUUUGACUUCGAUUGCUAGUGAGGCUAAUUACCAUCCCGAGGUUCAACAUCUAUCAUUUGAUUUAAAGCGAAAUAUAAGUUUUGAAAUUCCAAAAGAAAAUGUUGGGAAACUGAGGACAAUAUUUUUAACUAAAAAUGUCCCUAAAAACAUUGCAGAAGUCAAGUGUAUACGUGCCCUGAGUUCUGAAGCAAUCUUUAUGAUAGAGUUACCAUAUUUGUAA
This is a messenger RNA of Camellia sinensis, 1617 nucleotides long. The record is from RefSeq and is a predicted model, not a curated record. Lineage: Eukaryota; Viridiplantae; Streptophyta; Magnoliopsida; Ericales; Theaceae.